AUGAGCAUAGUCAAGGUGCCACAAUUCCUACUUGAAUAUGCAUCAGAAAAUAACCAGCCGUUACGAAUUGUCUGCACUCAACCACGUCGACUACCAGCAAUUGCCGUAGCGAAUCGCGUAGCUAGAGAACGAGGGGAAACUCUUGGUUCUACUGUCGGCUAUCACAUCCGUUUAGAACAGAGGACUUCACCCCAAACUGUUCUCACGUACUGCACGAGUGGAGUUCUGCUGAGGAUGCUUACACAAGAUGAUGCGGCGCGUGACAUAUCUCAUAUUAUCCUUGACGAGAUACAUGAGCGAGAACAAAACACUGAUUAUUUGUUGAUAGCAUUGAAGCAAGCACUGAAAAAACGGAACGAUUUGAAGGUCAUAUUGAUGUCAGCUACCAUGGAAGGCAACUUGAAGCUAUUCACCAAGUAUUUCGGUGAAAAAGUCGAGGUGAAACACGUUGACAUACCGUCUCGAUUGUACAAUGUCGAGCGAUUUUUUCUUGGUGAUGUCAUAGCAAUGACCGGCUUCGUCCCAGAAGAGAGCAUGUUCAGCAGUAUGUUCAUGUCAACUGGCUUUCAAGAAGUGUGCAGCUUUCCAACGAUUGGUGAUUGGUCCAUGAAACCUGAAUGGGAGUCAGAGCUUCCACAAUCGCAUCCACGAAUGCCAGAAACCAUGACCGCUCCAAAUUUGCCUUCGCUAGUUGCUAACAAUUGUGCAACUCCGAGCUCUUCCACACCAGUUGUAGCGGCUGGUCACCUUGUGACAUCGCUUAGCGUGGCUUCUUUAAGCCAACAUUCGAAACAACAGCAUACGGUCAACUUUAUGAAUGUUGCUCAACAACUAGUGAACUCCCAACAAUCAUCAUCUACUCACCAGCAGCAGCAAGCGCCGCCAUCUGUUAAUAUUCCUUCACAAAUAAGUCAUCCCUCUCAACAAUCGACGAUGGUCCCAACCGUAUAUCCUCCACAGCCGGAUGCAAUCUAUGUGCAGCACGCAGCGUAUCAACAGAGUUAUGGGCAACAGCCGCAUGGGUAUCAAGGUGGAGGUGUUCGUCAGGUAUAUUCUCAGCAAACAGGGACCGGAGCUGCUCUCCAGCAUUCAGCUACGUGGGGUGGUAGCAUGGAGCAUUCUUUUCCUGGCGUGUUGCCUUCACAUCCUGACGUCGUCGAUCUCCCUAGCGAAGCACUGGACGCCGAGACUCUUGAACAGUUUCGUCAGAUGGGAUCAUGUGACCCACUUCCAGGCUACAAUAACAACGACGAGAUAAUGACGUCAGUCGGUUAUGGAACUGAAUGGAGAGUGCCCGAUGACGACGUGCAACCGCAGUGGCAAAAUACGGUUCGUUAA
Haemonchus placei is the source of this 1338-nucleotide messenger RNA. Lineage: Eukaryota; Metazoa; Nematoda; Chromadorea; Rhabditida; Trichostrongylidae. The record is from the annotation of a GenBank genome assembly.